Messenger RNA from Talaromyces proteolyticus, 3494 nucleotides. Its product is annotated as polyphosphoinositide phosphatase Fig4. Gene Ontology annotation, molecular function: phosphatidylinositol-3,5-bisphosphate 5-phosphatase activity. NCBI's taxonomy places the organism in Eukaryota, Fungi, Ascomycota, Eurotiomycetes, Eurotiales, Trichocomaceae. Gene Ontology annotation, cellular component: intracellular membrane-bounded organelle. Gene Ontology annotation, biological process: phosphatidylinositol dephosphorylation. The coding region runs from base 236 to 3379 and encodes 1047 amino acids. The record is from RefSeq and is a predicted model, not a curated record. The transcript has a single exon.
CUUGUAUACCAAUACCCAAGUAGCCGUUGUAUACCUGAAACUGAGUGUUUGACGCCUCGCUGCUUGUCAGUUGACGGUGCGCUGCAAACGCCAAGCCUUUGUAUGUACUUGCUCCACCCCAACGUCAUCCCGCUCUCCUGAUCGAUGCUCAAGCACUGCAACACUGUCUCUGUUCCUUUGGACCUUUUGCCGGUUUCUGGGUGUGAUAGAGAAGAGUUCCAAAUGUUAGGAUAGAAUGGAGAGCCUAGAUGAGCUGAGCCGGGCAGCCGCCAACCACAGCGCCGAGACCAUUGCUCAUGACUCCCCAGCAUCACAUUCAACACAGUCAGAGUCUCUCAAGACCUCCUUCUCAGACCCCUCAUUAUCACGAACGAACUCUCAAUCAGCAGUGUCGGGUACCGGCCUACCACUCCCCAAGUCCCUCUCGCUAGACAGUACGUCAACUCCCAGGGAUGAUGGGACCGACCAAUCAGGCAAGGAUUCAGAGGCGUUCUUCCCCCAGCUGUCUUAUAAUCCGCCGCCCUCUGCUGAAGGGAAAUUUCCGGAAGUAUCUACAUGCGGAGACGAAGAACCGUUGGCACCGUCAUUCGAACGAACAAGCUCGCCAGUAACCUCAACUCAGAAAAGUAAAGGAUCCUUCUACGAAAAAGUUGGCGAAGACGGUGUAGUGCGCAUGCACAAAUUCACUCUCUAUGAAACAUCCACGCGAUAUUACUUGGUAGGAAUUGACCAGCUCGAUACCCGCUAUCGGAUCCUCAAGAUCGACCGUACGUCAGGAUCGGAUGACUUGAGUCUUGCCGAGGAUGAUAUCGUCUACACGAAACAAGAAAUGAACCUACUCCUUGAAACCAUCGAAGAUGGGAACAAGAGCUCAGGUGGUCUGAAGCUCAAAUGUAGUGCGUGGGCAUUACUAGGCUUUAUUCGGUUCACAGGAGCUUACUACAUGUUGCUGGUCACAAAGCGAAGCUCCGUGGCCAAUAUUGGUGGUCAUUUUCUCUAUCAAGUCGAUGGAACAGAGUUGGUUCCUCUUACCACAUCGCCUUCGUCUCGUAUCAGACCUGAUAAAAACCCAGAGGAAGCUCGUUACAUAGGUAUAUUGAAUAACCUUGAUCUAUCCCGAUCCUUCUAUUUCAGCAACUCGUACGAUAUCACACGUACAUUACAACACAACAUUUGCCGUGAACGUCAGCACUUCCGGGAAGAUUAUUCCAGCUUACCUGUCCAUGAUCACAAUUCAAUGUUUGUAUGGAACCAUCACCUACUAAGCCCUGUUGUCGCCAAUUUGAAAAAACCUUACGACUGGUGUCUUCCUAUCAUUCAUGGUUAUGUUGACCAGUCUGUGCUGUCAGUUUACGGCCGGUCGGUCUAUAUCACGAUUAUCGCGCGUCGCUCGAGAUUCUUUGCGGGUGCACGAUUUCUCAAACGGGGAUCGAACGACCUUGGUUAUGUUGCUAACGAUGUGGAAACCGAGCAGAUCGUUUCCGAGAUGACAACAACAUCUUUCCAUUCACCGGGUCCAAGGCUGUAUGCGAAUCCACGAUAUACGUCAUAUGUGCAACACCGUGGAAGCAUUCCCUUAUACUGGACUCAAGACAGCACUGGUGUGAGCCCGAAGCCUGACAUCGAACUAAAUCUCAUCGAUCCAUUCUACUCAGCGGCUGCAUUGCAUUUUGAUAACCUUUUUGAGAGAUACGGGGCCCCUGUGUACGUCCUCAAUUUGAUAAAGGCGAGGGAGCGAACACCCCGGGAAUCAAAAUUACUUAGGGAAUAUGGCAAUGCUAUAGAUUACCUCAACCAGUUCUUGCCAACUAAUAAGAAGAUCAUAUACAGAGCAUGGGACAUGAGUCGAGCCUCCAAGAGUCGUGAUCAAAACGUAAUCGAAACACUGGAAGAUAUUGCCUCUCAGGCUUUGCCUAUCAAUGGGUUCUUUAGAAACGGUGAGGAUCCAGAAUCGGGUUUGCAACUUCAGAGCGGAAUAGUAAGGACAAACUGUAUUGAUUGUUUGGAUCGGACAAAUGCUGCUCAGUUCGUAAUCGCCAAAAGGGCAUUGGGCUACCAACUACAUGCACUUGGAGUAAUUGAAGAAACGCAAAUAGAAUACGAUACAGAUGCCGUCAAUAUGUUUACCAACAUGUGGCAUGAUCAUGGUGAUACGAUUGCUAUUCAGUAUGGUGGCUCACACCUUGUCAACACCAUGGCAACUUAUCGAAAGACGAACCAAUGGACUAGCCAGUCGAGAGACAUGGUGGAGAGUUUCAAACGAUAUUACAAUAAUUCUUUCUUAGAUGCUCAGCGCCAAGAGGCAUAUAAUCUUUUUCUUGGCAAUUACACAUUUUCUCACGGACAACCAAUGCUUUGGGAUCUCGCGACAGACUACUAUUUACACCACGCGGAUCCACGAACAUGGUCAAAUAUCAAAAGGCCAAAUUACAUCACUUGGUACACCCCCGAGAAUCUAAAAGACAGAGAUGUACUCGUUUGCUGUCCUCCUCCAACAACAAUUAAAGACAAACCUAUCACAUAUUACGACGACUACUGGCUGGAGUACUACCGUCCUCUAUCUUUAACAUCCUUUGGAAAGAUUUAUCCGUUGAGACUGAACUCGACCCUAAAGUACCUUCCUUUCCGAUCCACGCAAGGUGGGCGUUAUGAUUUGAGUCCUUUCGUUGUCAGAACUCUCCAGCAUGAAGUAGCCAGUCGAGAGCGUACAGCAUCUCUGCAAAAUCAACGGAAAGGUGUUAAGAUACAAGAACCAGACGUCAAAAAUAAUCAAUCAGACGGCACUUAUCGGGGCGCCGAUGUCAUGGAACCCAUUCACACCUGGCAACGUCAACCACCAUCAGCAGAAAAACGACCUCCGUCAGCCGGAAUCAUGAAAGAUACGGUAAAUCCCACUGGAUCAAGCAACAAGCCUAUGGUGCCAUUACUUUCGGAAUCUCUAGCAGGCAGCUCCAGCACAGGGGUAAUGCCGAGCAAGGCACAAAUCGCGCAAUGGACUCUUGACCAAUUAGUAAAGGGCUCACUUAAUCCUUCGGUAACGUCUAAUGAAGCCGAAGAGUACGAGCGCUACAUCAACCACCCUCUCAAAGUUCCGCUAGUAGUGACGUCUGAUGAUGAUUUGGAAACAGCAUCUUCCCUACGUGAACGAGGUGCCAACCUAGAGCUGCUUGAAUAUGUUAAUAAAGCCUGUGGCGUUAGUGCUGGCGAUAUGCGAGACACGUUCAUCGCGGAGGAGGACUUGACUGAUUAUGCAGAGUUCCUCAAAGUGAAUGAAGAGGGUUUGACAGUUGUGGCCGAAGAUCAUGAUAAGAAGAGAUAUAAAAGAUAUCGGCAAUGGUUGAAAGGAAAGAGUCUAUUCAAGCAAAGGGUUGAAUUUUGAUCUAUCAGUUUCCUUGGUGGAAUUUCCCAGAAUAUUGAGUGGCCUAUUCCCUAUAUAAUAAAUAUGUGCGACGCUAGAUCGCGCAGCAUGGCACCGCUUUAUGCUCAGCCUGGCU